AUGGGGACACCCGCCUUUCCCGACCUGGGGAAGCACUGCUCGGUGACGUCAUGCCAGCAGAUCGACUUCCUUCCCUUCACCUGCGACAAGUGUCGCAUGGUCUUUUGUCUGUCGCAUCGCAUGCCGGCGUCGCACGAGUGCCCGCGUGCGACAGUCGGCGACGCUGUGGUGCUGCUGUGUCCGCUGUGCGCCAAGGCCGUGCGACUGGUGGGCGACGAGGACCCAAAUGUGACGUGGGCUCGGCAUGAGCGGUCCGGAUGCGAUCCCAGUAACCUGCAAAGAGUGGCCAACAAGCGGCGGUGUGCAGCACAGGGCUGCAAGGAGGUGCUUUCCCCCGCUAACACCGUCACCUGCCGUGACUGCACCCGCCAAACCUGCCUGCGCCACCGCUUUGGCGCCGACCACGCGUGCUCGGGCAGUCAAAAGAAUUCGCAGCCCGUUUCGUUCUGGGCAGCCAGUGGGGCAUACAGUGAGAAGCUGAUGGCAGGCAUGCAAGGCGCCAUGGCAGGGCUGAUGGCACCGGCUGGUGCUAAUGAUCUCAACACGGUGCAAGGGACAGCAGCAAGGCGUCAGAAACAGGGCGCAGGGCAAGCGGCGUCAGCUGCAGGCUCACAAGCCAGAGUGGGAUCAGCAGGACCGCAGCAACCAGGUGCAGGGGCAGCCAGGGCUGGGGGAGGGGUGGGUGGUGCGGGGCCAGAGGUAUGCCCUCAGUGUGGAGCGAGGUUUGGGGAUGCUGUGGGAUUAAUUAACCAUGUUGAGACUGCACAUGCGCAUGGAGGGACAGGUGUAAGCGUGCAGUUUGGUGGUAAUGCUGGGCCUGGUAGUUCAGGGGCAGCGGGAAGCAGAAGCGGUGCAGGUCGAGCGGGUGGUGGUGGCCAAGGGCCCGAGCAAUGCCCAAGAUGCGGAAAACGUUUUACCGAUCCUGUGGCUUUGGUUCGGCAUGUUGAGAGGGAUCAUGAAGCCGUACCUGUUUUUCUUCCAAAUAACCCGCCAUUCCCCCUCCCUCACUCGCUCCUUCCCUCCUCCGCUUCACCCCCUUCCGCUCCCCCCUUUCCCCUCGCCCCAACCCCCCUCCGUCUUCCCCGCUAUUCCCCCGUCUUCCUCCCCUCUUUCACACCCCCCCCCUACCCCAGGCUGGUGUACUAUUGCUGCCGGCUGUGCCAGAUGCAGGCGUGGCGGAAGCACCGGCACGUCUGCGGCGCGGCGGCGGCGGCAGCGGCGCGCAUCCAGCGCACGCGCGCGCUGCUCACCCCCUCGCAGUGGCGCGCGCUGGGCGAGUUCGGGGACGCCGUGCGCGCACUCAUCCCCGCGCACCUGCUCGUCCCUACGCAACCGGACCUUGUCGCGGCCGCGCUGCUGAAAAUAGCGGCGUACGUGCGCCAACGCCCGCACCUAGUGUCGCAACCCAUGGCGGACGCCGUGUGGGCGGCGGCGCUGAGCAUGCGCGGGGAGGGCGCAAGCCCGCGCCUGUACAUGGCGUGGGCGUGGGGGUUUCUUGAAGCCGCGGUUGAGUCCGGUUCGGUGGACGCGUUUCUGGCGGCGCUGCGGAUUGACGCGGCGGGCGGGGGCGCGGCAGACCUUCCGCGCGUGAACCGGUGGAUGAAGCGCGGGCUGUGCCAGGCGCUGCUGAUGCUGAACAAGCGGCAGGAGGUGGGCGCGUUCUUCCGCCACGCGCCCCGCCAACAGCUGCUCUACUUCUAA
This is a messenger RNA of Closterium sp. Yama58-4, 1701 nucleotides long. The record is from the annotation of a GenBank genome assembly. NCBI's taxonomy places the organism in Eukaryota, Viridiplantae, Streptophyta, Zygnematophyceae, Desmidiales, Closteriaceae.